CGCCCGUCGCUCCCCCCUCCGGCAGGGCCCCGGCGCUGCAGCUCUGGAGCAGGAGACUCAGUUGUUACUUUAUUACAUUGUUGGUGAGUUUGCAGCAACUCGCGGCCUCCCCGGCUCCGGAUCCAGCACCCCCGGGAGCCCGCACCCCCUGUCCCCCGCCGCCCGCACACUCCCGGAUCCCGUCUUCUCACUCAUCGCCGGGCAUGAGUUAGCCAGCAAUGGACACCAAGCAUUUCCUGCCGCUGGAUUUUUCCACCCAGGUCAAUUCUACGUCUCUGAACUCUCCGAGUAUCCGUGGGCCUAUGAGCGCGCCCUUGCUUCAUCCGUCCCUCAGCAGUUCCGGGAUAAGCCCUUCGCUGGGCUCGCCCACUCAUCUCCACUCUCCACUCGGAUCCUCCCUCAAUGGAAUGGGCCCGCCUUUCUCGGUCAUCAGCCCGCCCCUGGGCCCCUCGAUGUCCCUCCAAUCCACGCAGGGCAUGGGGUAUGGCACCGGCAGCCCUCAGAACUCCUUCAUCUACUCCAAAAGCCCUCCUGUCAAUCUGUUUGAGCUCCAUUCCCCCAUGAAUUCCGUCAGCAGCACAGAGGACAUCAAGCCACCUCUGGGAAUAAACGGCAUCCUAAAAGUGCCCGCUCACCCCUCAGGAGCCAUGUCUGCCUUCACCAAGCACAUCUGCGCCAUCUGCGGGGACAGAUCUUCAGGUAAACACUAUGGAGUGUACAGCUGUGAAGGCUGCAAAGGCUUUUUCAAGCGGACAGUUCGUAAAGACCUCACGUACACCUGCAGGGAUAGCAAAGACUGCCUGAUAGACAAGCGUCAACGCAACCGCUGUCAGUAUUGCCGGUACCAGAAAUGUCUCGCUAUGGGCAUGAAGAGAGAAGGGAUGGCGCCCCAUCCAUCCCAGCACACAAGAGAUCUGCGAUGUCAUUCGGAACAAGCUGUACAGGAGGAGCGGCAGCGGGGAAAGGACCGGAACGAGAACGAGAUAGAGUGCACCAGCAGCGCCAACGAAGACAUGCCGGUGGAGAAAAUCCUGGAAGCCGAGCUGGCGGUAGAACCAAAGACCGAGACGUACAUCGAAGCUAACAUGGGCCUGGCGCCCAAUUCUCCCAGCGACCCCGUCACCAACAUCUGCCAAGCAGCGGACAAGCAGCUUUUCACUUUGGUGGAAUGGGCUAAAAGAAUCCCUCACUUUUCGGAGCUGCCGCUGGACGACCAAGUAAUACUGCUUCGGGCAGGUUGGAACGAGCUCCUCAUCGCGUCCUUCUCCCAUCGGUCCAUAGCGGUGAAAGAUGGAAUCCUCCUUGCCACCGGACUUCACGUGCACAGGAACAGCGCGCACAGUGCGGGCGUGGGAGCCAUUUUUGACCGGGUUCUCACAGAGCUGGUCUCCAAAAUGCGGGACAUGCAAAUGGACAAGACCGAGUUGGGCUGCUUACGGGCUAUUGUGCUCUUCAACCCAGACUCUAAGGGUCUUUCCAAUCCCUCGGAAGUUGAGGCCCUGCGUGAGAAGGUCUAUGCGUCUUUGGAAGCGUACUGCAAACACAAAUAUCCCGAGCAGCCGGGGAGGUUUGCCAAGCUGUUGCUGCGCCUGCCUGCCCUCCGGUCCAUCGGCCUCAAAUGUCUGGAACACCUCUUCUUUUUCAAGCUAAUAGGAGACACACCCAUCGACACCUUCUUAAUGGAGAUGCUAGAGGCGCCCCACCAAAUGACUUAAGAGGAUGGACAUCUUUUGUCUAUGUGCAGAGGGCGGCGGACUCCUCGCGGGCCGCCCUCAGAGAUGCCGUGGUCCGUUCUACACAUGCGGAAUACGUCCAGGAUCAUCCCCUCCCCCCUUUCCUUCAUCCUAUGUCGCAUUCACGGAGCUAGGACCGCGCUCUCAUGCCACGAACAGCGACGGGUGUACAGGCUGGGCUCGCCACUGACCGUCUCUCUCUCUCACGAGGCGACGUGCUUGUCGCUGCUAAAGCUUCAGUCGCUGUUAUUGAUGUUUGGCUUUGGUGGGGCCGCCUGGCCCCGGUAUCUGCAACAAAACAAUCCGCAAAGAUCUCGGAGGGUGAAUGUAUCAUUGUUUUGUUUUUUUAUUAUAUAUAUAUAUGUAUGUAUAUAUAUAUAUGAUGUGCAAGGACAAUGGUAGAGUUUUGUGAUCCUUUGUGUUCUCAUGUGAUCACUGGGAGAAUUGGUUGUAUAUCUUCUCCUGGACAAACUUAGGGAAGAUCUGGUGGUGUUUCCACAGGUGGAGAUAUAUAAUGGGUUGCUAUCAUAUCGGACAUUAGGCCAUAACUAGCAACGAACAAACGUAGCUCAGUCUAGUCUCGCGCAGGUGGUUUAGUGAGGUAUCAUGGCGAUUAGGAUGGACUGUUUUCUCCUGUGGUAUAGACAUCGGAAAGCCUGAUUUUAGAACCAUCGGGUAACUUGUUAUUUUGUACUAAGGCCCUUUGGAUUGAGGCACUACAGAAUUCUCCUCUUCUUAUGUGUUCUAAGAAACGUGCUGGGAUUUGCUGCAUCUGUAACAGAAAUAAAAGGAGACCAUAUAUGAGGCACCUUACGUUCUGCAGGUAGAUAUCAGGGAUGUCCAAUGUGUGUCCUGGUCGUCCCCAAUAGAAAAUGUCAGCAAGAAAUGACGGAGAUCCUGGGAUACAGCAGAAGAGUUCUAGAGACUUGUAACAGCACAUAGAGCUCAGGUCAGGUGGGGUCCUAGUGGAUUGUUAAAAUCAAGGAAGUUCUAUUUUGUAGCUACAGGUUAGAACAUGAAUGUGUGAGGCUGAGGUCCCAAGAGAGCUGGGUUCUAGGUGCUUGGCCAAGAUAACAACUUCAGCAAGCGAGAGGGAGGUAAAGGACCAUGUGAGUUGUCCUUCAUAUCACAGUUCACCAUGUUCUUCUCAUAACAGAGGAAGAACAUCUUGAGAACCUCAGAAGCCUGAAUUUGUGCUCCGUAGUAUGACCAUAAGAAGUAUAAUUGCGGCACAACUGCUGUGCUUCACAAGAGGUUCCUCAUGAACUUCUGCUGUUCUGGACAAGUCAUGUGUCCACCAAUGGCCUUAAGUACGGAGAGAUCGUAUUAUCCUAAUAUUUACACCUUGCAAAUAUCUAAGCAGUCAUAGAUAACAUAUUGGUACUCCAACUGUUUCAGUGCUGCACCCGGAACCACAAUCUGCAGCGUGUUCUUGUAGUUUAGCCAGAAGGUUUUCAAAAGUUGUAGCUCAGCGAGUGCCAUAAUUGCCCACUCAGCUGCGUUGCUCACACUGCCAGGCGAUAAUGUUUCAGGUAGGGAGGAGGGCCCAACCGUUGUUAUAUAUAGGACGAGCAGUUCUUGGACUAGGAAGGCCGUUAGAAUCACAGGGAACCUUUAAAAAGUGAUGUUUUUGGGUUAUUUUUGUACAGGGUAGGUCAGUGCAAACGUAGUUGAACUAACUGGCCUUUCUUUUUUUCCUCUUUCCUUUCUUGUAAAGCAUAUAUGGUAUAUGUAUAUUUUCCAAAGAAACUUGUUUUCUCUUCGUUUUCUUGUUCCGCGCGAGAGCAAAUUAACUCAGAACCUGAGCCAAUGCUAAUGCAACGCUUCUGUGAAGCCUACGCCGCUGUCCCUUCCCCGCAACUGCACCUGCGCUACUAAUGCCAUUCUAAUACCUCUUGUGAUUUUACUGCAGUGGUCCGCUAGCAGAUAAUGGGAAGCCCCCCAACCAGAUUGGGACCUUCCUCAGUCUCCCAGCGUAGUGACCGUAGCUUAGUUUAUACUGGGGGCCACUUAGCGCCAGCUAUCGCCAUGUGUACGCCCAUUUUAUUAGGGCGAUAGGAGGUGGUCGCAGCCAGGAAUCCCGUAAUGUUAUAUUAUCUCUUAUCUCAGCGGCUCCUACAUUCUGAUGCGCUGGGGGAGGAAUUGUAAACCAAGUAUCAGAGAUUAGAGACCGCUGAAGGGAGUGCGGCAGAAUUGAAGGCUGUGAGUGCACCCUUAGAAAGAGUGUGUACACUCUGUAGAUCCUGGUCUCCAGCAGACCACAGACCUGCUAUUGCGCAACGCAGACAGCACCAGAUAUAGUUCCCCACCCCCAGACACCAAUAUACUCAACUCCGUACUAUACAUUUGUUGAACUACAAAUCCCAGCAGCAACAGACAACACCAGCCUACAGUAAGUCUGGGCAUGUACAUCUGUCCAAUUAAACACCCUAAUAAACUCCGCUCAGUUGACAUGACAAUUAUAUAAAUGACUAAAUAAGCUACAGAAGACGACAAGAACUAAUUCAUAGGACAGUGAGUCCAGGAUCUGCUUUGGUUACCAGUCUAAGUUACUGCUCUGGUUCCCCCGGAAUUACCAGAAGUAGGUUAUUUUCUCAGUAUGACAUAAAAUUGUACAUUUCGUUCCAUACACAAACCAGCAGAGUGCAUGUGAAAGCGAAGAAUGCCUUAAUCUCUACGGGGACAACGACCGCCAGUCUGUAGGACUGACCUCUGGUUAUUGUGUAAUGUGUUCUUCACCCCUGAGGCUUUGUGUACAUUUCCUCUAACCAAAACUGUUUUUUUGUCUCUUAACCCCUUCCCUGUAGACCAUCGGUAGCAGAGUCCAUAUAAGUAUUUGGGGAUACAGUGAAGGGGAGAUGAAUUUGGUGAUCUUUACAGGUCUCCAUCGGCGUUUGGCAACCACCAGGUCAUUUACUUCCUGGCCUGUUGGUGGCGCUCACGCACUCCUACAGUCACUCACAAUAUUAACCUUCUGCAAACCGAUGUUAUAUCGCCUAUUCUUUAUUGAAGAUGUGUCAGGCGGCCAGUAAAGGUGGCUUAGGAGCCUGAGAAUUAGGGUUUAAGUCUCAGUCAUUGUCAGGCGGGGAGCUUACAUCUGCGGAAGGGAGCAGGUCGCCCUUGCAGCUGAGGAAUGUGGGGCUCAGUGGGCAUAGAUCAUUAAGUCAUAUGUAGGCUCUUGAGCAAUGGACUGUAGUUCUGCAAACUUUAGGCCUCCUAAUCAAUGACACUAUUUUUAUUAUUUUAUUGGUUUAUUACAUAUUGCAAUAUAUAAAAUGUACAAUCAACUGCAUGUAGGCCACACAUCCUGUAAAUUGGCACAAGCCCUGAGCCAAUCCCAUCUAAGCCGUUUAUAGUCAUAUAAACCCCCGCCCCUGAUUGCACACAGGUGUGGAACAGGUGAGCCUGAUAGGCUGAUCUUUAACAUCCUUGGAGUAAGUUUGGAGACAGUUGUAAAACUUUUAGCGUUUCCCAUGUGUUUCUUUAUUAUGUUACCCCUCCUGAUAGCGGUGUCUGGGGGGUGGUGUUUUAUGUCCGCCCCUUCCGGCAUCUGCCGGAAGAUCCCUGUUGUAAAGCUGUGGCUGCGCAAUAGUGCGUCUGUUUUGUGCUGCUGUGGGACGAGGGUAUUGUGUAAAGUGCGCCGUGUUGCAGUUUGUCACCAGCACCCAGAGGAUUCCAUGUAUCGUUCUUGUGAUUUGUAGAAGAAAUAAAACAUUUUGUAAAAAAAAACUAAAAAAAACAACCGUUGUGUAAAACAAAAUGAAAACAAAAAAAACUGAAAAACAAAUUUUAGAAAGGGUUUAAGAAAAAGGUAAUUGUAUCAGAAAUGUAAAAACAAAACAAAGAAUCUAUUUUUGUAUUGACGGAAGUUUAUCCCUUAGUUACAAUUUUGUAUUAACAUUCACUUUAAUCCAGCUUCAUGUUUUCUAGAUUGCUGUGCAGUUGGGCGUGGGGGGGUCUGCUCUAGAGUAACGUACCGUAAGAGUGGCCUAAGUGAUCCAUACCUCAAUGGCUGGGGCUCGGGGCGCGCCCCGUUUUCCAGCCGAAAUGUUGAAGGUUUUUCACGGCUGAUUUAAAGUUAUUCCAGCAUUAAAAUGUAGUCUAAAUCUACUAACAACAUCUAGAUUCUUGGGGAUUUGCGAUAAUUAAUGUCUCCUUAUUGCGUUAGAAGCAUCUAGAGUUGGAUACACACGUUCCUAGCGCAAUACAACAAUUUUCUAUCCGAUUGCUAAACAAUCAGAAUAAGUGUAAGUGACAAUACAUCUAACGCAAUCCAGUAACUACCAGAAUGUCAAUCGCAUUGAUUAAUUGGAAUAAAAAACUUUCUCCUUAUCCAGUUUGAAAGGCGUAUAUUGUAAUUGUGUAAUUUCCCAAGUUGGAAGAGACACUAAGGGGUUGAUGCAUCAAACUUGUGUCUGUACGGAGUACCGCUGUCAUGAUUCCAUUCCUUGCUCUGUAUUACAUGGCAUGUUUAGGAGGUUAUGUGCUGUACUUCUGUAGCAAUGACUAACUAUAUUCACAUCUUCUAAUGGAGCCUCUUUUCUCUGUUAUCUUUCUAAAUGGUCUCUUUUUGGGGUUUGCCGACUUACUACAGUGUCUGGGCCGUAUUCAGAGUCAUCCGCAUGUCUCGAACUGCAUCUCUCUCCCCUUGUCCUUCCUUGGGUCUGAUGCGACUGAAUUCCACUCGGACGUUGAGUCACUGAGUUCCGAAAUUGCUAAAAUUCGCAGCAGGCAAUGGGAACACAUUACAGGUAAUGGCCGGAGAGCAGAUGAAACUGCAAAGAGACGCAGACGAAACUUGCAUUACUUAAUGGCGAGAAAUGUAUGUGCAGGAUUCCCCUUCCCCUACUGAUUAUCAUUUAUGUGCAGUCAAGUCACACCAUUGCAGCAGAAUCAGGUGUUUUGCAUAAAUGGGCGUGUUUUCAUGUUGUGUGGCCAGUCAUGCUCAGUCAUCAUUAUCAACGCUACACUUACUCUAGGCUCAGAGUGCCCAUAAAGCUGUCUCCUCGGGAAAGCUGUGUCUCAGACUUUCUGCGGGCCAAUUUAGUCCACACCUCCGUACUGUACUGUGGCUGCAGCUGCCCGCCCAUGACUGCACUUUCAUCCCAGCCCAGUAGGGGUGCGCAGUAAUAAGCCACGCUUCUGACCGACAAAUAGACGAUUGUGAAAAGUGACACCUACGCAAUAAUAAAGCAACUUGAGAAGAACACAAAUUGCAUUUCGGUCUGACUGAAUAAGGCCCUAUCUGCAGGCAGGGUAUGGGCCAGUCUCUAAGGCCUAAUCCCCUGAUCUCCCUGCUUGUAGUAGGCUGUCAGAUUCUGUGGGGCAUAUGUCACAGGCAAAACCAUUCCUUGUAAAUGAUUACCGCUUUAAAAAACAUCUGAGAUCGCCCGGCCUCCCGCAAGUCCAGCAAACUCAGACCCCAUUACAUAUGCCCCUGUGUAUCUGUGUAAACAACUUUAGCAGCUGAACCCUCUCCAUAAGAAUUCAUAGAGCCCCAGAGAUGAUAACAUAUGGCCACGCGUCAUUUUCUCCCCAAGAAAUAAGGCUCCAUUCAUAGCAGAGAAGCAGCAGGGAACAUCGUACAGUGUUUGAGUAAGCCUAGCUCUGUAACAUGGACACAGAGAAUGGAUAUCUCUAGUACAAGAGCUAUAAGCUGUAUUGUGUGCUACAGGGGGCUGUGGAACUUGUAGUUCACAACUGGUCCCUUUUGUACCCUGCAAUACCCAUGACUUGUCACUAGGUGGCGCAGCUCGACAGGUUUGGCAUUGGAUAUUUAAAUGCAGCCGCAUAAACCAUUUGCAAAUAUGUUAAUAAACUGUGGAUGAAAUGAUGUUGUAAAGCAGUUAGGAUAAGAGACGCCCCCUAUGAAGAUGGAAUAUAGGUAAAGUUUAUUUGUAAAACAUUGUUUGUAUCGGAGGAAGAGGUCGGUAUCAUCCUUUACACAUAGGGGAACACUGAAUAGUCCGGGGGAGAGGACUGUGCAUUUUGGGGGUACAUGGAAUAUUUCAGUCUAGAAGAGAAUGCUGUGAUUUGUGUAACAUUGUCUUCUACCAGGACUGUCUGUACAAUGCGUCAAUGCGGAUUUUGAUGUAUAAAUGUCUCCAGGACCUGACGCCCUCAUCUAUGUGCCCCGAUCGCUUCUAGACUAGCACAUGGAUAUAGUGUCUGACUGCUAAGCGGGCGCUCCCUGGCUGUUGCUGGGCAGGCUCCUGCCACGUCAUUACUACAUGGACAUUGGCGUGGGACGUCGUACGCUGCCUUUCCGCUCGGCUCGGUCUUACUGUGAAUCACUUCUGCACACGUUAAUGUCUAAAUGCAAAGCGUUAAAAAUCGGACUAUUUUCUCGAUGAAUAAAAGGUAUUAGAAUUGUAAACAAAAUGAGCGUUUAUAAAAUACAAGUUCAAAGUUG
This is a messenger RNA of Pseudophryne corroboree (corroboree frog), 8145 nucleotides long. RefSeq names its product retinoid X receptor alpha (gene RXRA). The coding region runs from base 219 to 1715 and encodes 498 amino acids. Gene Ontology annotation, cellular component: nucleus. The record is from RefSeq and is a predicted model, not a curated record. Lineage: Eukaryota; Metazoa; Chordata; Amphibia; Anura; Myobatrachidae. Gene Ontology annotation, molecular function: nuclear receptor activity; retinoic acid-responsive element binding; nuclear steroid receptor activity. The transcript is spliced from 12 exons. Gene Ontology annotation, biological process: retinoic acid receptor signaling pathway; cell differentiation; response to retinoic acid.